Acanthaster planci (crown-of-thorns starfish) is the source of this 3449-nucleotide messenger RNA. RefSeq names its product GPI ethanolamine phosphate transferase 2, catalytic subunit-like. The record is from RefSeq and is a predicted model, not a curated record. NCBI's taxonomy places the organism in Eukaryota, Metazoa, Echinodermata, Asteroidea, Valvatida, Acanthasteridae. Gene Ontology annotation, cellular component: endoplasmic reticulum membrane. Gene Ontology annotation, biological process: GPI anchor biosynthetic process.
UUUAACGAUCGAGUACCAGGAAAGAUGGCCGCGCCCAUGGAGAGAAUUUGAUUUCACGGAUUUGGUUUCAAACAUCAGUUCAUCUGUAAAAACUCGACUGUAGAAGUGUAGGCCUACUGUGUAGUAGUGUGGCAAACAUUUCUUCUUAGGCCCAGCCAGCCAGUUACGAUGCGUUUAUCAAAUCUGCAUCUCCUGCUGAUCUGCGUUGUUAGUGAAUUCUUAGGAGUUAACAUCUUUCUGAAGGGAUUCUUUCCUGUAAAGAAGGCAGUUGAGGGCUACGCAACAUUCCACUACUUGCCUAACGAGCCUUAUGGAAGUGCAACAACUGAUGAAGGAUUUGCAAGUGACAAUGAACCUGACAUUGGCAUUGCACCUGUCAGACCAGUAUUUGGUCGCCUCGUGGUUGUGCUGAUUGAUGCACUGAGAGCAGACUUUGUCUUCGGAGAGCGUAAUCAUGAUCACAUGCCUUACACAAGGGCGCUACUCAGUAGAGGUGCUACAAGAAGCUUCCUAGCUAGAGCACAUCCUCCAACAGUCACCAUGCCUAGAAUCAAGGCUCUGACAUCGGGGACAAUUCCAGGUUUCAUCGACAUCGUCUUAAACUUUGACUCGGUAGCCUUGGCUGAGGAUAAUCUCAUCUCACAGAUGCAUCGUCAAGGGAGACAGCUCUUCUUCUAUGGUGAUGAUACCUGGAUGAAACUCUUCCCAGGCCAUUUUGCUGAUGCUGACGGAACUACAUCAUUCUUUGUCACUGACUAUACCGAGGUUGACAACAAUGUGACAAGACAUGUCAGACCAGCCUUGUCCAAUCCCCACUGGGAUGCUCUGAUCCUACAUUAUCUAGGCCUGGACCACAUUGGGCAUCUAGGAGGACCAACCAGCCCAUUAGUCCACCCAAAACUUCAAGAAAUGGAUGCAAUAAUUCAGACCAUUCAUGAAGCAGUCACUGAGCAGGAUAAAUCAUUGGUGCUCCCUACUCUGAUCAUGCUUUGCGGUGACCAUGGCAUGAGUGAUGCAGGAAGCCACGGUGGAGCAUCCAACAGCGAAACCAUCACACCCAUUGUGUUUAUAAGCUCCGCCUUCAAACAGGUCGAAGGUGCGGUUAGACCACAUCCAGAUGAGGUAUAUCAGAUUGAUGUUGCCCCAACCCUGUCCCUUCUGAUGGGAUUGCCCGUUCCCCAGAAUAGCUUGGGUGUGGCCAUCCCUAUGAUGCUUGAAGAUAACCUCUCUGCUCGUCAACACCUGAGGGCGCUUCAGCUGAACAGCCACCAACUGAGCCAGGUGUUGAAGCAGAAUGUGGAUUCAUUUGAAACAGAUGAGGGUUACGUGGCCUAUCAGCGUGCUGUGCGUUUCCAUUCAACAUGGCUGUCCCAUACUGCUACUAGCUCCAGCAUCGAUUCACAGGUCAUAUCAAGGAAAGCUAUGAUGCAGUAUAUCAAGUCAAUGAGAUUGAUGACAGAUAAGGUAGCUUCAUCACUGGCUAGAUAUGAUCUCCAUGCUAUGGGAAUUGGAUUGGUGUUGAUGUGGCUGGUUCUGUGCCUACUUGGCUAUGGCAUUUCAUCGCUCACUAGCCCUACUGAUGUGACCUCUGACCUCAAGCUAUCAAUCCUACUUUUGAGUGGCUGUUGCUUAGCAACAGGCAUUACCCAUGUUACUUUGUGUACUGCAUCAGGCGGGGCAACCAGUGAGAUGCUGUGUGCACCUUCGGAUGAGGCUAGGGUGUGGUCAGUCAUGUUGGUACUCUUGAGUGGAUCCCUAGCAGCUAUUUUACUGUCAGCAUUGACACAAGUUGGCAGGCUUCAGCAGUUUUUCUUGAGCUUCAGCCAUAUUUCUAGGUUUGAGACAUUUGUCCUGGUAGGAACAAUAUCCCACACCCUGAGCCUUGCUUCAAGUAGCUUUGUGGAGGAGGAACACCAAACCUGGUACUUCCUGACUCUCACUGUAACCCUGGCAACCUUCAUCCAUGCAACAGCUUCUGUGAUUGGUCAUUCCAGUGACAAGAUGGCCACUAAGGUUGCCAUUGCAACUGCUACAGCACUCGUCAUUAGUAGGUUGCUAAGGGCGUGGAAUCAGACAGGAAUAAAGUGGGCGGACCAACCAGAUAUAGGAGACUGGUUUGUCAGACCAGAAAAUAAAGUCAGCCUAUCCUUUGUGACUGCUCUGUCGUUUGUUAUCAUCUACAUCACUCGCUGUUUCAUGAGACCCAACUACAAGUUACUAGCUGCACUGUUCGGUGCUUAUCUCUAUCGCUAUGCAACAGGAUCUCUUAAUUUACCUAUACCUUUCCCGUCAUCACAAAAAGGAAUCCAUGAAGCAUGGGUUGUCUACUCUCUGGUUUUCAUCUCACUUACACAUUUUGUCAUGAGGUACACCAGAUGUCUGUACAGCCUACGAAGCAUGUCGAAAGGAGAAUGCAUAAAUGGACCUGAAAGUGAUUUGCUAACCACCAAACCAAAGAACCAAGUGCCACCAACCCUCGGUCACAUUUUGGAAGAACUUUGUGACAUUCACAUCAUGCUGAUGGCAUUGUUGUUAAGGCCUCACAACAGCUGCAUUAUUGCCAUGUCAGUCCUGCUGCAGCAUUGCAUUGUGGGUAUGGUGUUACCAUGGUUACAGAUGAGAUUGUGGGCAGUAACUCUGGUGCAUAUAUGGAUGGGACAAGCUGCGUUUUUUGCACAGGGUAAUUCCAAUAGUAUAGCCACCGUGGACAUAUCUGCUGGGUAUAUUGGUAUGAGUUCCUACAUACACGCUAUAGCAGGCCUGUUGACAGCCAUCUCGACCUACGCUGGUCCUAUACUGUGGUUAGUACGCUUACUUAUCUACAUAACUGAACAUCACCACAAUAGCUUCCUAUCUGCCAUAGAGGUCUCUUACACUCUAGCCAUUAGCCGAGCUCUACCUCUUGCUAUCUACACAGUCCUAGUCACCUUACAGCGUUAUCAUCUAUUCGUUUGGAGCGUUUUCUCACCCAAGCUGUUGUAUCAAACAAUGAACACUUGCAUUGUGAGCGGAGGGAUGAUGUUUCUACUGGUGCAUUGUGGGAUUGUGAGAUGGUCCAUGCAUGACAAACACCGAUGACAGUUUUUUGAAAUAAAUGAUAAGAGCAUUAUUAGAGACCCUUUGAGAAUUGUCCACCCAGAGAGGACUUUACUUCAGAGGUGAAUCUCUGUGACUGUUCUUACUCCUGAUAGCCUUUUGUUCAUUUAAAGCUAGACAUGGGACGGAGAGACCCCCUCUCCUCUUUUGUGUUGGUCAUUUUUUGACCAGGGGAUGUUCUGGGGGGAUGUGUUAGGUGACAAAAGUCUGGAGUGUCGACAAGAUUUAGACAUAUAGGGGGGUGCUCCUCCAUCCCAUAUCUUGCCAGGUACAACCUUCUCAAUCAACUAUUUCGUGGAUGGCAAUGUACCUUGUCACUAUGACAUAGGCGUUUAGGAUUUGAACUAAUUAAU